AUGCUGCCCGACACCCGUCGUCGCGUACGCCCACUCGUCGCUCUACCAGUUGAACAGGAACAGGACGAGAAGGAUUCUGGAUUCGUCGUGGCCAUCGUCGCGUGGGCACGUGGUGCUACCCAACCUGGGGCCAUGACGGAUGCUGGCGCAUUUAGCAGCGCCCAUGUGGAAAACUUGGCAACUUGCUCCGAUGUAAUCGAUCUCCAGGUUACCAAGACUCCUCGCGUAGCCGAACCCAAUGCCGGCAUGGCGUCAACAUUCGAACUGGUGUGGGAUCGUGUGCACCCGCAGCUGGGCGAGUGCACCCCGAGGGUGCUUUGGGUGCGGCAAGUGGCCAGGCUGGUGGCCACUGGCAACGACUCUUCUGCUCUGCAGCUGCAGAUGCUGCAGAUGCUGCAGAUUCUGCAUUCUGGUUCGGCCUGGCUUCGGGUCGUCGUGUCGCAGCGGUCGACGGUGAUGAGAAAGGGGGAAGGGGUGUGGCGGCAGGAUGAGGAGGGCGUGAUACGACAUCGGGUGGCGGUGCGAUGA
Molecule: messenger RNA, 528 nt
Organism: Drechmeria coniospora
Lineage: Eukaryota; Fungi; Ascomycota; Sordariomycetes; Hypocreales; Ophiocordycipitaceae
Exons: 3
Coding region: 1-528 (175 amino acids)
Source: RefSeq, a predicted model, not a curated record